UUCAGUCGCCAGUUUAGUUGGUAAGAAGUCGGUUGCGCGAUUAGCGGCUGCCAGAGUCUUAGCCGACUGUAUCCGAUUUAUUUGUGUCGAAUUGAUUGAUCGAAUUCAGCGUGCCCUGUCUGAGUCGAUUUCUAGUUGAGCAAAACGUUAUCGGUUCAUCGAAAUCAGCCGUCUGCGGUCUGAGUCGAAGCUAGUUGUCGAUAUAUUUUGAAUGAGACUUUCAAGUGAAUCAAACAUGCUGGAUUACAUGUUUGAGUCUGUCAAAAAGGCGUGUGCCAAGUGCUUUCAAGGCAACGAGCCGAAACACAGUGCAACGACUUUGAGCACUAUAAACAGGCCGAAAUACCCGGAACGAGUGCGUAUAGUCGAGGUGGGUCCAAGAGACGGGCUUCAGAAUGAACCUCAGUCAGUUCCCACAGCCACCAAGAUCGAAAUGAUCGAGCGUCUUUCGAAAACCGGCUUGAAAACUGUGGAAGCCACCAGUUUUGUGUCGCCAAAAUGGGUUCCUCAGAUGUCAGACCACAAAGAAGUAUUCAAUUCAAUAGAAAAGAAAUCUGGUAUCCGUUACCCUGUACUAGUUCCUAAUGUAAUCGGUCUUGAGGCUGCUAUUUCGGCCGGAGUAAAAGAAAUAGCGGUGUUUGGAUCUGCGUCGGAGACAUUCAGCCAUCGCAACAUCAACGCGUCGAUAGAAGAGAGCAUAAAGAGGUUUAGGGAGGUGACAGAGAUCGCGCUAGCACGCGGCAUACGCGUCAGGGGGUACGUGUCCUGUGUGUGUGGCUGUCCCUACGAGGGUCCAGUUGCGCCCAAACAAGUUCUAAAAGUAGCCAAAGCUUUACUAGAGAUGGGUUGUUAUGAUUCUCUGGGAGAUACGAUAGGAAUCGGCACACCUGGGGACUUCAGGACAAUGUUGGAGACUGUCCUGAGUGAAAUUCCUGUUGACAGGAUAGCUGUCCACUGCCAUGACACCUACGGACAAGCUUUGGCCAACAUCCUUGUUGCUUUGGAGCUGGGGGUGUCAGUGAUCGAUUCGUCAGUAGCUGGCCUGGGAGGCUGUCCGUACGCGAAGGGUGCAUCUGGCAACGUUGCCACUGAGGACCUCGUCUACAUGCUCCAUGGCCUGGGAAUCCAGACGGGUGUCAACCUGAGUGCCCUGCUAGAAGUGGGUCAGUUCAUCAGCGCCGUCCUACAGAGGCCGACUAGGUCAAAGGUCGCCCUCGCAAUGAUGCAAAAGUAGUAGGGACCGUCUCAGAGACACUUUUGGACUUGGAGAGUUUGUGAUAACUUACUAGAAGGUGCACACAUGGGUCCUGUAGCUUUGCCUAUUGGCGGAGGGCCAUUGUAAUACUACCCGUUCAAAAACAUUGAACAUUUUUGGAAUGUAUCUUUCCAUAAGCAACAGAUGCCUUUGUAUCUUCUCAAAAGCUACAUGUUUCAUCCGAAAAGAUACACAACGAGCUUUGUCUAUUAGCGGAGGGUCACUAGACUAUAAUACUACCCGUUCAAAAACAUCGAACACCUUUGAAAAUGUAUCUUUCCAUAAGCAACAGAUGCUCUUUUGUAUCUUCUCAAAAGCAACGUGUUGCAUCCGAAAAGAUACACAACGAGCUUUGCCUAUUGGCGGUGGGUCACUAGACUAUAAUACUACCCGUUCAAAAACAUCGAACACCUUUGAAAAUGUAUCUUUCCAUAAGCAACACAUGCUCUUUUGUAUCUUCUCAAAAGCAAUGUGUUGCAUCCGAAAAGAUACACAAUGAGCUUUGUUUAUUAGCGGAGGGUCACUCGACUAUAAUACUACCCGUUCAAAAACAUCAAACACCUUUGAAAAUGUAUCUUUCCAUAAGCAACAGAUACUCUUUUGUAUCUUCUCAAAAGCAACGUGUUUCAUCCGAAAAGAUACACAACGAGCUUUGUCUAUUAGCGGAGGGUCACUAGACUAUAAUACUACCCGUUCAAAAACAUCGAACACCUUUGAAAAUGUAUCUUUCCAUAAGCAACACAUGCUCUUUUGUAUCUUCUCAAAAGCAAUGUGUUGCAUCCGAAAAGAUACACAAUGAGCUUUGUUUAUUAGCGGAGGGUCACUCGACUAUAAUACUACCCGUUCAAAAACAUCAAACACCUUUGAAAAUGUAUCUUUCCAUAAGCAACAGAUACUCUUUUGUAUCUUCUCAAAAGCAACGUGUUGCAUCUGAAAAGAUACAUAACAAGCUUUGUCUAUUGGCGGAGGGUCACUAGACUAUACUACUACCCGUUCAAAAACAUCGAAAAUUGUUGAAAAUGUAUCUUUCCAUAAGCAACAGAUGCUUUUUUGUAUCUUCUCAAAAGCAAUGUGUUGCAUCUGAAAAGAUACACAAGAAGCUUGUUGGAGUUACGUCAUUUUAGCAUAACACAGCCUAUCAGCUGACAUCAUUCGUUCAACUUUCUCUUGGUGAUGCCAUACGUUGCAACUCUCUCUCAUUCAUGAAGAAUCUCUGUAUGUAGGGAGCUUCCUUCCUUCCCUACAGAGCUUCCUCCUUCUAGGGAUCUAGGGUCUCUGAAGCUCAAUGUUUUUGCAAAGCCGUGAAUAUUAAAUAAAUAAAUAUUACCCCGCGAACCAUACCUUGCCGUUUCAUAAUUUACACAAUUAUGCACAGUAAUUAUAUUUAAUUGAUAACGAUAAUGUUAUAUUUUUUAUUAUCUGCCAACACUAUAUGCCGUUUCAAAGUCACGGAUGCGUACUGUAUCAAUCAGAAUGAUACAGUAUCACUAUGGGCACGUUUUGACAGGGAAUGUAGAGCUGUGGCACCUACACACAGAUCUCAAUACAUACUGGAGACAACAGUGAUUUGAGAAACUGUGUUUUGUCUACUUUGGCUGGUCUUAAUUGAAGCAAAAAUCCAGUUGAAAUAAAAUGAAAACUUCUAGUACAGUACCCAUUUUUAAAAUAAAUUCCAUGAUAAUUCAUGGCUUUGAACAGUACUAGCAGGUAACCCGUGCUCCGCAAGGGUCCUAUUAAAACUAGACACAAAAUUGCCGGCUCAAUCACGGUUACCUCCAGUUUAUUGAGCUCAGUGUAUACGUAUGUGCCAGCUCUACAUUUCCUGUCAAAACACGCCUUAUGAUGCUAAAUAAUACCUAAUAAUAAUAAUACUCAACUUGGAGGGUUGAGUGUAAGAGAGGGCCGACUGCGCCCUAACUCUGCCCUCCUAGCUAAAAAAUAAAGGCAGCGAUUCUAUUCUAAUAAUAAUGUCGAGUGACCUGGCUGGCUCAGGUCUGGUGUCAGAGUUUUCAGGUCGCAACUGAUCAAUUUCAGGGCCUCUGACAUGACCUAACGACUGUUUAUUAGGCAGCCGGGUCCGACGUCUUAACGUGACCAUCCGAAACACGAUGCUAAAGUAGUAGGGAUUCUUAAAGACACUUUUGUGUGUAGCUAGCCUAACGAUUCAUUCUGAAUUGCGCUGAUACACAUAAGAUUUUUUCACUUUAAUAUUGACAUGCAUUUAAAAUAAUUUUACAUUUUAAAAAUUUUAAAAUUUGUACUAUAUAUGAUAUCUGUAUGUGUGCUUCUAGCAUUUUAUUGCAAACUCUGUACGAACUUGACAGAUGCUGGUCGUCUGUUACUGGAUGCUGUGCAUCCUUAAACUUAUUUGUUAUUCUUCUCACUCACUAGACUGAUUAUAUUUUAUUUAUGUAUUUUUCUAUUUCAAGUUGACCAUUUAUUUUUUAUUUAUAGUUAGCUCGAUCGAUAUUAUAGGAUACAUUUUAUUAUUUAAUCAUAGAAAAUCUAUUUAUUGGAACCUAGUUCGAAAACAAGCUAGUUUCACUAGUUGAAAUAAUUCUUAUGUAAAUAGUACACUAUUAAUAAAAUUACGACCUUCAAUUUUCAA
This is a messenger RNA of Nilaparvata lugens (brown planthopper), 3863 nucleotides long. RefSeq names its product hydroxymethylglutaryl-CoA lyase, mitochondrial. Gene Ontology annotation, molecular function: hydroxymethylglutaryl-CoA lyase activity. Lineage: Eukaryota; Metazoa; Arthropoda; Insecta; Hemiptera; Delphacidae. The record is from RefSeq and is a predicted model, not a curated record. Gene Ontology annotation, biological process: ketone body biosynthetic process; L-leucine catabolic process.